This is a messenger RNA of Panicum hallii, 1368 nucleotides long. RefSeq names its product polygalacturonase ADPG2-like. The transcript has a single exon. Gene Ontology annotation, biological process: fruit dehiscence; anther dehiscence; pectin catabolic process. Gene Ontology annotation, molecular function: polygalacturonase activity. NCBI's taxonomy places the organism in Eukaryota, Viridiplantae, Streptophyta, Magnoliopsida, Poales, Poaceae. The record is from RefSeq and is a predicted model, not a curated record. Bases 1 to 1368 code for a protein of 455 amino acids.
AUGGCCAUGGCCUCGCGCACGCUCCUCGCCACGGCUUGCCUUCUCGUCCUGCUGCUCCUGACGCUGGGCGGCGCUCUCGUCGAGGCACGGCGUCCAUGGCCACGGUGGCCGCACCGCGAGGUUGCUCCAAGUUACGGGCUCUCGACGACGGCGGACGCGCCGGAGAGUAGUAGUGUCGAUGGUUACGCGACGACGUUUGACGUCGGCAGCUUCGGAGCCGCCGGCGACGGGAAGACGGACGACACGGCCGCGUUCCAGAACGCAUGGGCCCAGGCCUGCUCCUCGGCACAGCCAGCCGUCGUGCUCGUGCCUGCCGGAAGGAGCUACCUCCUCAAGGAAACCAGCCUGUCCGGUCCGUGCAAGUCCAGGGUCACGUUCAGGCUGGACGGAACGCUGGUGGCUCCGGAGGACAAGUCGGGCUGGGGCAAGCAAGGCAGCCUCCCUCGCUGGAUCAUCUUCAGGGGCGUCGACGGCCUCACGGUGAUCGGCGAGGGCGCCAUGGACGGCCGGGGCGAGGCGUCGUGGAAGAACUCGUGCCGGACGAACCACGCGAUGCCGUGCACCAUCGCGCCGUCGGCGCUCACCUUCGCGUCGUGCGACCGCCUCGUGGUGGAGGGCAUCAGCCUGCUGAACGCGCCGCAGAUCCACCUGUGGGUGGAGCUCUGCCGCGACGUGACGCUGUCCCGGCUCACCAUCGCGUCGCCCGGCGACAGCCCCGAGAACGACGGCAUCCACGUCGCGCGCAGCGACGGCGUGCGCAUCCUCGGGGCCAGGAUCGAGGCCGGCGACGACUGCCUGUCGGUGGUGACGGGCACGACGAACCUGUACGCCACCAGGAUAGAGUGCGGCCCCGGGCACGGGAUCAGCAUCGGGAGCCUGGGCAGAGGGAACACCAGGGCCGAGGUGUCCAACGUCACUGUCGACGGGGCGCACGUGUCGGGCACGAUGUUCGGGGCGAGGAUCAAGACGUGGCAGGGGGGCAGCGGGUUCGUAAGGGGCGUCAAGUUCCUGAAUAUGGCGAUGGACAGGGUGAAGAACCCCAUCUUGAUCGACCAGAACUACUGCACCACGCCGCACCCCUCCAAUACCACGGCGUGCGAUCACAAACAGAGCCAGAGCUCCGCCGUCCAGGUCAGCGACGUCGUGUUCAGCAACAUCAGGGGCACCACCGUCGCCAGGGACGCCAUCAGGCUGCACUGCAGCCAGGCCUUCCCGUGCCGCGACAUUGUGCUCAUGGACAUCGACCUCAAGACGAGGGGGAACGGCGAGAAGAACGCCGCCACGAGCACCUGCGACAACGCCCUGCUGGGAGUGUCCAGCAGCGUUUCUCCGACGCCGUGCUCGUCCGUGGCGACCAACAAGGAUUAG